GUGUUGUCCGCCGGAGUAGACAGACCUCAGAGCCCGCGAGUCCCGGCCUCAUGUCGAGCGUGUGUCCCCGAAAGAUGCGAGACUUUUCCGCCAGAGACAAUUGAGAAGCCCAAAAGCAGUGCACGUGUCUGUGGAAAGUGAAAACCCUAACAGCAAUAAAGGAAGCCGCAAAUCAAACUGAAAUUCUCCUGCGAAGGCCACAACCAGAACCAGCGGCAAGUCGUGUGUGCGUUUGUUUCAAAUUGUGUGCUCACUCGUACCUGCCCCCUUGCCGCACUUGCGGCACUUGAUAGCUUUGACAUUGGCGCCACAUUUGCAUCUAGCCGUGGGGCAGGUGUAAAUAUUCAUUCGUCCCGCUGGGCGAAGAGUGGGUGCAGCUGCUGCUGUUGCUGCUUUUAGCAUAAUUAAGGAAGAGGAAAAACUUGGCCAGAGCCUUGAAACUUUCAAGAGAUCGGUGCCGUCAAAGGCAGCAGCUUUAAAGGCCGGACUGGAGUGGAGCGGACCACUGCUGCCUGUGGACGUGAACGGAAAGAAUGCUGGCCCCGCUCCAAGUCCGACUGCGACUGCGACCACGAAUCGAGUGCUCCUCUGAUCCCCGCCGACGCUGAGCGAUGAGGGAUCGGCAAGCAUGUCCCUGUCUGAACGCAAUACGCCCAGCCAUGGGUCUGGAGCAGGGUCGGGAUUGGGAUCGGCAGCGGCAGCGGGCCGCCAACGGGCGCCGCCGGAUGUGGAGGAGGCCCUGUCCUCCAUGCUUUGGACCCCCUACGAGCGUACGCCCAUGCCCAGCUCAUCGGAGGGCGAGGAGGAGGAGGAGGAGGACGAUGAUGAGCGCCUCAACCGGAAACUCCACAAAUCGCACAGCAGCUACGAGGCCUCGGCGCUGAACCAGCCUCCCAUCCAACCCCACGCCCACUCCUCCCACCUCCAGCCCAUCUAUGCGCACCACCCACCAGCAGUGGAGGCGGUGCCCCUGCUAUUGCCACUGCCACUGCAAAUGCCACUGCCACUGCCGAUGCCGCUACCCCCCGUGCCUUCCUUUCCCAACUUUAGUUUAAGCGCAUUCGAUGCGGCAAUCGCCGGCUUCGACCUGGCCAAAGCCGGACAGGCGGCCACCGCAGAGGGGAGUGGCGCAGGUGGAGGCGGCAGACGGAAUCGAUACUCGUUCCCCUCCUACUACGGCAGCCCGGCCCACACAUUGACCCAAUGGUGUUCCUCGGCGGCAACGGCCAUCCAGGAGCCGCCAUCCUACGAGUCGCUCUACUCGGCCCAGGACUCGACCUCCACCUCCCUCCUGGCCAUGUCGAGCGUGGCUCGGCCCAGGAGCGGAUCCCAGCCGGAGACCGAACCAUGUGAUAGAUCGCAACGAUCGCCAACGAAAGCAGCAGCAGCAGCAGCGGCAGCGCUAGCCGCGGCUGCUCCACUAACGGCAAAUGUUCCCGCUGAGCGUCUUAUGCGCUCCUUCACGGACGACUACAUAUCGCAGAAUUGCGCUUCAUUCACGCCAGCAAUAAAGCAAAGCAGCAACAAAAGACACGCUGAAUUAACAAGAGCAACGGAAACAAGGCAAAGACAAAAACAAAGUCCAGCAACGAAUGCAAGAUCACAACAAAGUAGAGAAAAGACAAGCAGCAGCAACAGCAUCGACAAAAUCGACCAAAGCAACAACAACAACAACAACGAUGGCAGCGACUGCAGCAGCAGCGGAGCGAAUUGCAUUAUCAAUGAACAGAGAAGAGGCAAAGCUGGCGAUGAGCACGAAAUGGCAAAAGCAACAGCAACAACAACGGGAGUCGAGGAAACCAGCUCGAGAGCAGGCCGCCAGGUCACUCAACCUGUUUCCUGUGCCACUGCAGCCGGAGAGCAAGAGAGCGAGCCAGAGAGAGCCAGGGAGAGCGACAGCGACAACCACGAACGUUCCACAAUCGGCCACCAGCGCCCAACGAUCACUCGCUCGACAAAAUUCAACGCGUUCACAACAAACGGCAGCAGCAGCGGCACAAGCGGCACCAGCAACUUUUCAUUGUCGUCGGCGUCGUAUAAAAACAGCAGCGACGGCAUCGUGCUGCGGCCCAACAAAUGUUUGGCAGAACUCGAGCGUCUGUACGCGGAAUUUCGCGCGAGUGAAAGUCGAUUUGAGCGGGGAGUGCGACGCCAGUCGGAUAUUGAUAACGCCAACGUCGAGAUGCGUUUGAACGUGCCAGCCAAUGCAAUGGCAGCGUCGCCAACUGCAGCAACAACUGCGAAUGCUAAUACGAAUACGAAUCUGAAUGCUGGUGGCAGCAGCAGCAGCAGCGUGUUUCUUAAUGCUCCUACAAGCAGCAGCAGCAACAACAACCACUGCGAAAGUCCUGCAGAGCAGAGCGUUAGCAACAUUGCUGUGCUGUCAGCUUCUAAGUCCUGCCAGCGUCAGCCCAGUCUCACGAUUCAAGUGAAUAACAACAACAAUACUAAUAAUAAUAAUAAUAACGGUACUAACAGCAGUCGCGUCUCGGUGGCUUCGUCGUCGUCGCCCACGUCGAGCAUUGUCAACAACAAUAACGGUGUUUGUGUGGUGGAGAUAAAUAAGAGUGUGCCAGCAGCAGCAGCAGCCGCGACAGCAACAGCUGCAAAAGUGUUUAGUGCAACAAGUGUCCAAAAUCAGCUAAAUAAUAAUACAAGUCCCACUGAGGAUAAGCAGCAUGUUGCAACGCCACACGCGGCAGCUGCAAGCAGCAGCAACAACAAUCACGUGAAUGAUAACAGUGUCAAUAUAAUCAAUGUGAAUGCCACCACCGUUGCCAGCAGCCCUCCGCGCACCUUCACCUCCACCGAAUGCCAAACGGAUGACCUCGCUGCAUCCCCCUCGUCCCAGCAGCAGCAGCAGCAACAGCAGCAGCAACAGCAGAUGCGAACACGGGAGCAGCGACGUCGGGAGAGACGGGAACGGCGGCAGCAGCAGCAACAGCAACAGCAGUUUCCCCCGCAUCACCCGAGACGCCAUCAUGCACCACCACCACCCCCUCCGCAGCUGCACCCGCCUCCACAUCUGCACCACCCUCAUCCCGCGGCCAUGGGGCUGGCGCGUGCCCUUCUCCCGGACAUCUUACACCCUCACUACCCGCCGCCCUACAGCGCCCUGCCGGUGCCCGUGCCCAUCACAGUGGUGCCUCCCCCCUCGCAGCAGCCACCGCCACAGCAACCACCACCCCCGCCACCGCUGCCACCAUCCGUGCCACCUGCAAUGCUGACAUCCGUGAUAUCUACGGUGCCCCUGCCCGGGCCGGGUCCAGCGGGUCCACCCCUCAUGAGCGACGGACGCUUCACGCUGCCGCUGCCCAUCAUGCGCAGAUCCCCCUCGGAGCGGUCCGGGAAGGGAUGUUGCGGCCAGUGGUUCGCAGGACCUCCGCUGCGUGCUCUCAUCGCCGUCGUGGCCCUGGGCGGCGUGGCCUGCGCCCUGGGCGGUGCGGCCCUUGGUGCCACGGGACUGGCAGGUCCCCCCAAUUCGCACCUCACCGCCGCCCUCUUAAUGAUUGGAGUUGGCGUUGUGCUGGUGACGGUUAGUGGUGCCGCUUGGCGGAUGACGGCGCCUGGCGGUCAGAGCUGCCUGGGCUUGGGCCUGGGCACCAGCGUGGAUCUGGGCCGGUGCGGCCGACGACCGUGCAGCCGCGGAGGCGGAGCGCCGCACGGCCUGCUCUACCCCGAGUUCCAGCACCGACCACCGCCGCCCUCCUACCAGGCCAGCAUGCAGGAAUACCGUCUGAGACUUUUGCUGUUGGACCGCGAUCGCCAGAACGGGGUGGUGCGUGGCAACUCGCCGCCGCCCACUUAUCGAUCUCAUGCGGGCAGCCUGCUGAGGGCCCCACUGACCACACUUCGUUCCGGAAUGGGUGGAGGAGGCGGAGGCGGAGGCGCUGGCGGCACCAUCAGCAGCAGCAUGGGAGGAUCCGAGUACAGUCUGCCGCCCAGCUACCGGUCGCGCAACGCCACCCCCGCAAGCUUCGUGUGUGGCGAGCGGAGCAUUGAGACGGCGCCAUCGGGCAGGCUGCUGGCCAACGAGGACCUCCAUCUACCGGAGCCGUCGCUGGCCGAGCAACUGACGAACUACACGGCACUGCAGUCGAACACGUUGCUCACCUCGGCCAUUGUGGAAAUAGAGCGGGAUGCCACUACCACUGCCACACCGACGUCCACACCCACACCCACAACAGCGACAUCCACAUCCACGUCCACAGCAACGAAGGGUAAGGAUCUGGUGACCAUUGUGACCAUAUCGCAGGCAGACAGCGACAGCCCACAUCUACACCCCCAAAGGCAUUCAGCUGGAAAGACGACGCACAGCCAGACCCAAACCCAGACCCAGACCCAAUCACCUGGCCAGGCCAGUGCACUCGAUCAGAUCGAUAUAUUGGCGCAUCUGUAACCGAACGAAUAGGUCCAAUGUCAUCGGUCCUCUGUCCCGAGAGAAGUUGAUUAGUUAGUUUUGUUCGAUUCAACUCGUUCGUUCACUCGUGUUAACCCAAAGGUAUUUAUUUGUACGGAACUAAAGCUCUGCUGCUCCUAAAUGAAUAAUGUAAUUCGUACUUGCUAAUCUGUAACUGUAACUGUAACUGUAAUUGUAACUGUAAUCCGUAUUCUGUAACUGUACUAUUUAAGCGGCAUUUAGCUGUUAAGAUGUUUGUUGUACUUGAAUGUGUUGAAUUUAUUUUUGUAAGCAUAAGGAAAUGCGCAGAGUAGGUAUUACGAAUUCUAGAUACAUGCAAUUAUACAUAAACACACAAAUACAUACAUAUACCCAUUGAAAGUAUUAACAUAUUCCAAAAGAAAAACAAAAGAAAAUGUUAAAAAAAAAGAAGAUACAAAUCUGUAAAAGAUGCUUCGGCUAGGAGCAAAGCCAACGUACACUUCACAGAGGAUAAGCGGAUUGUACCAGAGUUCCACUACGAGUUUAGCUUGUUGUCCGAAAGGUAAUUUAUACCUGAUAUGUUAUGGAGCCUGUAAAGUGUACCAAUCUAUGAAGAACUCGACCCACUAUCGAACUGUAAAUACGAGAGAGAGAUUUCGAGUGCAUUUCUAGCAUGUGUUAGGCGUAGGCCCCCUCACUCAUCCCACACCCCUUACGCCCACUCAAGUAAACUAUUAAACAAAGAGAUAAUAUAUAUAAAUAUAGAUGUACAUGUAUCUAUGUAUCUACUGGAUAUAUGCGGCCAGUGCAUAUAUCUGUGUAAAUUCGCAACGGAACGCUACGGUGACAAAAAUUUGGCGCGCAUUUUCGGAAAACACGAAUAUCCAACUGAAUACUGAAUACACGUACUUCGAUUCGAUCUGAUUUCGAUUUCUGAACAAUUCGCGUUUCAAACAAAUAGUAGGUAAAGCUACCCCAUAAUGAUAUGUUAAAUUACGACUAAAUUGUAGCUGCUGUGCUAUUAGUAGUGGGCUGCGUGGGUGUGUCCUGCCGGGCCCCUGUCAAACAUCCCGACACAUCCUGCACGAGUACAAUUCACACGCUACACGCUACUCACUACACACUACACCCCACAUACAACACACACACACACUAACUUAAAGUCCUUUCUGUAAUGUGCGGGGCGAAGUAAUCUAAACAUGAAAUAAAAGAACCCAACAAAUCGUUGAAAAAUGCCACAAAAA
Drosophila subobscura is the source of this 5625-nucleotide messenger RNA. RefSeq lists its product as uncharacterized. The transcript has 7 exons. The record is from RefSeq and is a predicted model, not a curated record. The coding region runs from base 629 to 4399 and encodes 1256 amino acids. Lineage: Eukaryota; Metazoa; Arthropoda; Insecta; Diptera; Drosophilidae.